AUGAUUAAUGUGUCCGUUGCUUUCACAGGACGUCAUUACGGCGUCAUCUCGUGUGAGGGCUGUAAGGGCUUCUUCAAACGGUCCAUUCGCGGCCACGUUCAUUACGCCUGCCGUGGAGACCAGAACUGCAUCGUCAACAAGGCCUACCGCAACCGCUGCCAGUUUUGUCGUCUCCAGAAAUGUCUGUUCGUGGGGAUGCGCUCAGAAGCGGUGCAGAAUGAACGCCGGCCAACCAACAACAUGGUGGCUACCAUGACGGCCAGCCUGAACGCGUCUGCGGCAGGCUUGGCUUCGGCGGCCGGAUCCAGCAGCGCAGGCAUGGAAGGUGUGGAAGAGUCUCCUUCCGCCCUGCGGCACUCUUGCUCACCAACCCUCACCGAUGUCGGGGCUCUUCACCUCGCCGGACUCUCCGCCGUCGGGGUCGUCGUCUCGCCGAGUGACGAGACGUCCGGUUGUGCCUCACCAUCCGCAGGGUUUCCGGGGGCUGGUCGUUCUUCAGUCUCUGGGCCCUCUUUUGUCCUCGGUCCCGGAAAACUCGACUCGCCGACCACGGGUCAGGAAACAGGGCCCCAAGGACCAGGCGACGUUAGGCGUGGUGGAGUCUCCGGAACGACUUCGUAUACACCUCCGCCCUCAUCAGAUCUCUCGGUGGCUACAUGGCUACCAGGUCAGUAUAGGAGGGGCACUCUUUUCGGCUUGAUCGGAUUGAAGCGAUUUAUUUUUCACGUAUCCUUGGUCUCAUUGGGCUAA
This is a messenger RNA of Protopolystoma xenopodis, 750 nucleotides long. NCBI's taxonomy places the organism in Eukaryota, Metazoa, Platyhelminthes, Monogenea, Polystomatidea, Polystomatidae. The record is from the annotation of a GenBank genome assembly.